AACUCUUGCUUAUUUUACGUAGGAUCCGCAAAAAGAAGCCCAACGUGUCAACAGCUAUCGAACUAUGGACUAUCUUCAAAAAAAUAAACCGCACUGGAGAUUUAAUCUACCAUUCACUCAAGAAUAUAAUGAAGAAUCUCAAAAAGCAAAUAACGUAAUAUUUUAUUUUAUUUUUAUUUGUAAUUAUCUUAAAGAGAAUUAACUUUCAGGAACAAAAGGCGUUUAACAAACAAAAAUUAGAAUUGCACAAAUUUUUGGUUAACGAUUUAAAGCCAAUGUUAACUGACGCAAUAUUUAAAACAAAUAAUAUAAUAGAUUUCCUCGGUUUUUCUCCUGUUACCUCUUCAAACACAAAUAAUGCGAUUAACUCACAAGAGCUUUCAAUUGAACAUCCUACUGAUCUACAGCAACAUCAUCCAUUCCAGUUUCCGAAUCCUUUUUCUAACUCUUUGGAAUGUCUCACUUCUGAUGAUAAUAAUAAUUCAUUAGAGAAUUGUCAACGACAAAUUUCACCAGCUUCAGCAGUACACCAGAGUAGAGUUUUAGCUCUACGUGACACACGUCAACAGAAUUCCGAAUAUCAUCGAAAUCCACCAUCGACCUCAUUUUAUCAUAAUGAUUCAUCCAUGUUAAGCCGCCCUAAACCGAAAAUUAUUAACACUCAAAACUUAUCUAACCAAUUGCAAAACCUCUAUCCUGUACAGAAAGUAAAAACUAAUUAUAAUAAUAAUCAAAAUCCACCGACUAAAAAUGUUCAACAAUUACCAAUCCCUUCACUGUGCCAGAGUCAGAUUCGUACUUUUCCAAGUAUUUUUUUUAUCAAUAGUUUAUACAUUUGACAUACUUAACCUAAUUAAUUUCCAGCAAUGUACUCUGAUGAUUUACCACCUGGAUCAAUGAGUAAAUCUACAGAACAAUCUCCAACAUAUCAACAUAACUUGUCUUCAGCUUAUUUUUCUCAUCGUCAACCUUACAAACCAAAUCAAGAAUAUUAUAACCAACCAAUGUCGCACAAAAAUGGAUCAUCAUCAGUGAAUGAUCGUUAUGAUUUACCCCAAUAUCGUCAACAAUCAACAGUACGUGAAUACGCAGCUAUCGCCGACCCUGAAUUUGAUGAGAUCCCAUCAGAAUUACUCCGAAAUGAUCGCUCCGCAUACGAAAAGUACCAAUUAUCACCAUCGCUUAUUGAUCACUCUUCCUCAACAAACAUACGUUCAAAGAGAGAUGUUGAUUCUGAAAAUUUAUGUUUUGAUGAGUCUCAUGUACAAAAUCGUUCAUCACGGGCUAUGUCUACUGUGAGUCGUUCACCGAUUUCGCCACUUCAAGAUAAACGUCGCAAACGCUUACGUAUAACGAGCUCAAUGUCGUCUGAUGAUGGAGAACGAAAAAUUGAGAAAAUUUCACAGGAAUCGGCAAGGAAUGGUUCUCGCAAACCUACUUCUAAGAAAAUGACGCCAUCGGACACUCAAUUGACAUUGCGCUAUCCUGACGACGAAUCAGCUGGCACUUCGGAAUUAAUACCUCAGAGGGGUAUCUAUGUUAACACUCAAGGUUUAAAAAAUUUAAAAGGCUCGACCAGCGAUUUGAGAAGCUUUGCCAGAGGACUGUUAACAUUAAUUUUCACUGACGAGGCAAUGAAAACUUGCACCCUGUCUAACUCUAUUAGAGGGAAAAAAAAAGAAAAGGGUCAAAGUGGCGAAACCCAUUCUUAUUUAGAUCAGAAUGGAUCGAAAGUUUUGCUGGAAUACUUAGAUAUUUAUAGAAAGGAGCAGGGAUGGAAGAAGUUGGAUGAACAAACCAUCAAACAAAGCCUUCGCAACAAACUAGUUGCUAGCAGAGAAUAG
This is a messenger RNA of Cotesia glomerata, 1844 nucleotides long. RefSeq lists its product as uncharacterized. The record is from RefSeq and is a predicted model, not a curated record. Lineage: Eukaryota; Metazoa; Arthropoda; Insecta; Hymenoptera; Braconidae. Bases 867 to 1844 code for a protein of 325 amino acids. The transcript is spliced from 4 exons.